This is a messenger RNA of Pollicipes pollicipes, 1271 nucleotides long. Its product is annotated as DEP domain-containing protein 1A. The record is from RefSeq and is a predicted model, not a curated record. NCBI's taxonomy places the organism in Eukaryota, Metazoa, Arthropoda, Thecostraca, Pollicipedomorpha, Pollicipedidae. The coding region runs from base 180 to 737 and encodes 185 amino acids. The transcript is spliced from 5 exons.
CCGCCGAGCAGCCGGCGCCGCCGCCCAAGCCGGCGCGCGCCACCUACCAGGGUCGGUUCCGCGCCACGCCAAAUCUGGUGACGGCCGAGGGACACAAGCUGGCCCGCGAGGGCCUGCAGCUGCUGCUGACGCUGCUGCCACCCACCUGCCGCCGCCAGCUGCAGCUGCUGCUCCAGUUCAUGCACAAGGUGGCCGGCAACCAGCGGCUGCAGCUGUCCCACCCGGCCGGCAGCCGGGACCUGAUGGUGAGCACGUUUGCCGGUCGCAUCCUGAGCCCGCCGGCGGAGCGGGAGGCGUGCGAUACUGUGCUGGCGCGCCGCCUCGUCGGCUACCUGCUCGACCACCACUCGGAGAUCUUGGCGCCGGCCGUGCAGAUCCGCGACGCCGUCCGCGACCGCGUCCAGCAGCAGCAGCGAGAGAAGGUGCAGUACGAGGAGACCCCGAUCACCUACUGUCAGCUGAUGUCUGCCGAGCAGUACGGCCGCGACCGUCUGGCGCGCACCUCCGACUCGCUGCUCUCCCUGCUCGACGUCAUCAUCGCCGACACGGCCAUGUCGCGCAAGGACAAGCGCAAGAAGCUCCAGCAGUUCCGUGACACAUACCCGGAGAUCUACAGCCGCCGGCUGCUGGAGGCCGACCGGCAGCUGCUGGCCGCCGGCGACACGCGCCGCACGCGCUCCCUCUUCUCGGGCGCAUCGCUCAGCUCGCUCGUCCGCUCCAAGUCGCUCCGCAUCUGAGGCCGACAUGGCUCGCCGGAAGUGUGUCGUGGUCCGGUCACGCGCGGCACGUGCUCGCCGAGGCGUCUGGACGCGUCGUCAGGUCCGGGAAUGCCCGGCUGACAGCGUCUGCGGCGGCCCAUCCUCAUGAUAUCCGGACGAAUUCCUGCUUGUUUUCCGCGUGGCGCACAAUGAAAUCUCAGAGCGCUUGGACAAGUCGCCGUGCCGGCCGGCCCGCGUGCCGCGCGUCACUAGCCGCCGUGAUGUGCGCACCUCGCCGCCGUGCUGUGCGCCCGCUUUGAGCUCCCGGCUGUCCGGGGCGAUCAAAGCGGCCACAGCGACCGGCCUCUCGGCCUGCGAGUCAACUACGAUGUGCUGCUAUAGUGUAUAUCCAACGUCAUCAGGGUUUUGGGCCUGCGCGAUCUUGCAUGUCCAUAUCGCACGCCGGUUUUAAUCUUGCUAGCAAUAAUACACGGUCUGCGUUUAUCACAGCCGCACGCACUGGCACAUUUUCGGGUGUUUGCAAGUGUGAGCCACAAUACAAUCACUUCUUCA